AUGAGCCCCACAGCCAAUCGGCUUCGAGGAAGUGGCGCUGUCCUAGGUGCCUCCCAACUGUUCAGCGCUCUCAGCAGCACGAGCCAGGAAAGGGAGCGCGGCUGGCGCUGCAACCAAUCAGCGUCCGCCUCGGGAUCCAGGCUUAUAGAGCUCUGGGCAUCAGCUCCUGGCCUCGCGCUGCUCGACUCUUUCUAACGGUCACUCGGGCUUACGCUGCCCUGAGUGUGAGACUGAAUGGGGAGAAGGAACAGGGUCUGAGCUGGCCUUGGUGGGCUGAGGCCCCUUGGUUGGGGGAGGACCAGCCUGCCCUGUGGAGCAUCUUGCUGUGGCCGCCCAGAUAUGGCACUCCCUUCUCCCAUAGCACACCCAUCACUGGAACCUGGCAGGAGGUCUGGCCUUGGAACCAGAGGAUCCCUCUGAGCCUGAACAGCCCUAAAGGGCUCUGGAGUCAGAACCAGUUGGCUUCCUCCAGUUUCUCCCCAGGUUCCCUCCCCCAGGGCCCUGUGCAGGUCAGCCCUGGGGAGAUGGAAGAAUCUGGGCAGGAGCACACAGGCUCUCGGACAACCUGUGUGGGUCAUGAGGGCACAGCAGGCUGCCCAUCUCGCCAACACCCUCCCCCGCCUACUGCUCGGUCUCGGCCCUAUUGUUGCUCUGUCUGUGGAAAGAGGUUUUCACUCAAGCAUCAGAUGGAGACACACUACCGAGUCCACACAGGAGAGAAACCCUUCUCCUGUAGCCUCUGUCCUCAGCGCUCCCGGGACUUCUCUGCCAUGACCAAGCACCUGCGGACACACGGGGCCGCUCCCUACCGCUGCCCUCUGUGCGGGGCCGGCUGCCCUAGCCUGGCCUCCAUGCAGGCGCACAUGCGCGGCCACUCGCCCAGCCAGCUCCCGCCCGGAUGGACCAUACGCUCCACCUUCCUCUACUCUUCCUCCUCCUCAUCCUCCAGGCUGUCCCAGACCUCCACCUCUUCUGGUAGUCCCCCCUCCACCACCACCUGACGGUGUGUUGGUAGGUUCUUUGGCCUCAGCCAAGAAUCCAAUUAGACUUAAGCAAAUCUGGCUUCAGAAGCGCGCAGGACAGGCGCCAAGAGCCCUCUCCCGGAUGAACGCGGGUUACAGAAGCCUGGGUCAGCGAGCCCCUGUGGGCUUAAAUUUGCACGAGUGAGGAUUAACUGUAAGGGGACUGUUGAUUUUAUCACCAUAAUAAAGAGUUUCCUGUG
Molecule: messenger RNA, 1222 nt
Organism: Sciurus carolinensis (gray squirrel)
Lineage: Eukaryota; Metazoa; Chordata; Mammalia; Rodentia; Sciuridae
Gene: Zbtb32
Product: zinc finger and BTB domain containing 32
Exons: 6
Coding region: 525-1001 (158 amino acids)
Cellular component (GO): nucleus
Source: RefSeq, a predicted model, not a curated record